UGUCAAAACAGAGCGGAGAGCUUACAGCCUCUGAAUGGAAAUCUAACACGGCUUUUAAUCACAGAGUGGUUUGUGAGAAAUGGAGGUGACGGAGGAGGAGCGGAGGCAGGUGGAGGAGCAGGUGGAGUGGAUGAUGAGCGGUCAGGGCUGUGAUGUGACUCUGUGUGACGUUGGUCUGGAGCAGAGCAAGCCUGCGACUCUGAGGAAGAACGUCACCUACAUCGUCGCUGCUGUCAUCUUCAAUGAGAAGGAGGAGGUGCUGAUGGUGCAGGAGGCCAAACAGGACUGUUACAAGCAGUGGUACCUUCCUGCAGGGAGGAUGGAGGUGGGGGAGAGCCUGGUGGAGGCACUGAGGAGAGAGGUGAAGGAGGAGGCCGGCCUCGAGUGUGAGCCAAUCACCUUGUUGCUGAUCCAAGAGCAGGGACCACAGUGGAUCCGCUUCAUCUUCCUAGCCAGAGUCACAGGUGGGACGUUGAAGAGUCUGUCAGCAGCAGAUCAGGAGUCUCUCCAGGCCUCAUGGUGGGACAGACAGUCCGCUCUCACUCUGAGGGGACGGGACAUCCUCCGACUCAUUGAAUGUGGACUCAAGUACCAUCAGACACCCUGGCAUCCUGUCACAUUACCUAUGGAUAUGAGCUGCCGCCAUGUGGUGCAGAGACUCGUCCUGGUUUUUACCCAUAAUGAUGCGAAGAUCUGGGUCCUGGUCAUCAAAGCCCCCACGCCCCACCUCCCCACAGCAGCGGCGGUAAAAACCCACGCAGUGACCUGGGCGGCCAACAUGGUGGUGCAGGAAGCCAUGCCGAAAGCGUACUAUGACCACGACGUCAACACACUGGGCGUCUUCAGUCUGCAGCACAACGGCCGGCAGCACGGGAAGACGGACGGCGUGUGUUUCAACACGCUGGUGGCUCUGGUGCCCGACUACGUCCAACGCGACGAGGAUGGAGAGAAAAUAGAGUGGAAGCUGACGGGAAAACCUCCACCUGUAGAAAACUCUCGAUACGUGUGGUGUGAAGUCCGGAAAAUACCACUGAAAGAGAAACUGCUGGAAAUGACCAAAAACACAUCGAUCUUACCCAUCCACAGCCUGUACUGACCAAAUAAUGUUUCUGCAUCCCUCACAAAGAGGACUUUUAUUGUGAAAAGAAGAUAAUAACUGUAUACUUUAUGAAAGCUUUUAUUCUGAAAUAAUUUAUUUAUCAACAAGAGUGUUUGAAGAGUUUAAAUGUAAUCAAAAAGCAAUAAAUCUUAACAUUUAUGUCUGACUGUAUAAGAAAUGUCACUUUAGAAUGCUUUGGAUGGAAACUUAAAAACUAAUUCUGUGAGACCGUCUGAUCUGGAGCUGUAAACCUAGUUAGUUAGCCUAGCUUAGCCUAAAGGUGACAUAUGUUUAGACUUCAACUUAAGCCUCAAAGUUAUAUUUCAAACUCAGCAAACUGAUCAGCUGGUAGCACUACUAGCAUGCAGAAAAGCUUUAUUUACAUCUUAAGUAAAGAAGUCAUGGAAUUUUUAACAAACAGCAAAAACCUUUUCAGUGUUUUUCUGCCACAAACAGCCAACGGUGCAAGCUUAACAGUUAAACUAUUUUGCAUCCAAAUUAGUAUCAAAGUUAGCAGGAUAAAUAUGUAAACUGCUAACUUUCCUAACCCUUCCCUUCUUUUUAGCUCAUCCUGUCCCUCAAGUAUGAUCUUACAACCAGUGAUGGCUGGUGUAUUAUUCACCAGAGAGGGCGCUGUUUCUCACUGAUGGCCUGGGAUAGGUUCCUUUGUUAGCUUGAUGCCUACACAUGAUUGAACGCAUAAACUAAAAAAGUAUCAGAUCGCUGUAAUUUUGAUGCAAAUAAUGCUGAAAAUGAAAAAAAAAUCAGUUUUCAGUGGAUCGUUUACCAGUAAAGGUGUUCUUAGUUACUCCUUACUUGUCCAGUGGGGAUCUUCUGAGAUGCAUCACAUCUACACCAUAUCAAGAGGCAGACUUGGCUGAAAAAUAUGUUGAUUUUCAAGACAUUUCUUUGUCACAAACAUCCGCCAUGCAUUUUUGAUCCAGCAUACAAGAAUGUACUGUUAGACUGUUUGUUGUUAUGAAUGAUGAGGUAUGUGAAUAUGUAGUUUGGCUAGUCUGGGAGAUGCAAUGAAGGCUCGGUAGAGGGAGACUCAGGAUGGGGUUUAUUCUCAGACGUCAUUCUGCCUGAGCGAGUCUAAACCCAGACUGUACCCAGAAUUACAUGAG
Molecule: messenger RNA, 2226 nt
Organism: Cheilinus undulatus (humphead wrasse)
Lineage: Eukaryota; Metazoa; Chordata; Actinopteri; Labriformes; Labridae
Gene: nudt18
Product: nudix (nucleoside diphosphate linked moiety X)-type motif 18
Exons: 7
Coding region: 80-1096 (338 amino acids)
Molecular function (GO): magnesium ion binding; 8-oxo-dGDP phosphatase activity; 8-oxo-GDP phosphatase activity
Source: RefSeq, a predicted model, not a curated record